This is a messenger RNA of Phyllostomus discolor (pale spear-nosed bat), 2651 nucleotides long. It is a transcript of the gene GLYAT, whose product is annotated as glycine-N-acyltransferase. Gene Ontology annotation, molecular function: glycine N-acyltransferase activity. The transcript has 5 exons. Gene Ontology annotation, cellular component: mitochondrion. The record is from RefSeq and is a predicted model, not a curated record. The coding region runs from base 1106 to 1996 and encodes 296 amino acids. NCBI's taxonomy places the organism in Eukaryota, Metazoa, Chordata, Mammalia, Chiroptera, Phyllostomidae.
GAUGUGCCUGGAAGAAAGCCUUUUAUAUUGAGGAAACUAAGUGUCCUGUUUGUUUCUUAUAUUUGAGGAUCUAAUUCUUUCCAUUGGCUUGGGAAGCUCUCAUCAACUAUUUGUUUGGACAGGUUCUCCAUGCCCUUCUUCCUCGCUUGUUCUUCUAGUAUGCCUAUUGUUCUUAUAUUGCUCACUCUGAUGGGGUCAGAUAGUUCUCAUAGAGUUCUUUCAUUUUUUUAUGCUCAAGUCUCUCUCCUGUUCCCUCUGCAUCAUUUCUACAUUUCUAUUUUUGAUAUCACUUUUCUCCAUCCGGUCCACUGUAUUUCCUAUGGUCUCAAGUUCAUUCUUGACCUCUAUUAUUGAGUUCUUCAGGCCAGAAUUUCUGUUUGGCUAUGUGUUAAAGUUUCAUUUUUGUUAAAGUACCCUUUUUGUUCAUUGAUUUGUUUUCUGAGCUCAUUAAAUUUCUUGUUUGCAUUUUCUAGCAUCAUGCAAUACACAGCACAUUAACUCAAAUGGGGAGAAGGAGGAAAAGGAAGGAGAGUAAGAGAAGAAAAUGAAGGGAAAUAAGAGAACAGAAAGGUGAAAGAAUGGCAGUAGUAAUAAAAUAACAGGUUCAGUGCCUACUAAAUGUCAGUUGCUCUUCUAAGCACUUAUUUAUUCAUUUAAUGUAUUAACUCAUUUAAUCCUUCCAAAAAUUCUGUAAGUUAGUGAUAUUAUCCUAUCUACCUUUGAAGAAACCAAGGCAUGGAGUGUAAAUUACUUUCCCAAGUUAUACGGCUUACUUCUUGAAGAGUUGAGAAUCACUGAUAGGAACUAAAUUUCAAAAGAUAUUAUAUAUUUUUAAAUGUGCCUGUUGAACUAAUGUGCAACUUGGAGUUCUUCAAAGUGUAUGAAAGUGAACACAAAAAAAUUCAGAACGUGCCCUCUGUGCUUCCUGCCAUUUUUGUCCUUCCUUGGAGUUGCUGAGGACUUAGAGAAGAUGACACCACUAAAGGAACACCCAACGGGUUUUGGCCAUUAGCAUAAAAUUUGCUACUAUUUGUUUUGGAAUCUCCUCCAGCUUUUCUCAUUCCUGGUUGUUUUUUAUUUAUUUCUCUAGGCUAAGGUAUCUUCCAUGAUGUUGCAAAUACAAGGUGCCCAGAUGCUUCAGACACUGGAGAAAUCCUUGAAGAAGAGUCUUCCUGAAUCCCUUAAGGUUUAUGGGACUGUCUUCCACAUGAACCAGGGAAACCCAUUCAAGCUAAAGGCCCUGGUGGACAAGUGGCCUGAUUUUAAUACAGUGGUAGUCCGCCCUCAAGAGCAGGAGAUGGUAGAUGACUUCGAUCACUACACCAAUACUUACCAAAUCUACUCCAAGGACCCCAAGAACUGUCAGGAACUGCUUAGCUCACCAGAAGUCAUCAACUGGAAACAGCAUUUGCAGAUCCAAAGUUCACAGUCCAGCCUGAAUGAGGUGAUACAAAGUCUUGCAGUCAUGAAAUCCUUCAAAGCUGAACAAACACAGUGCUUUCUCUAUAUGGCACUUGACACUUUAAAGAAACUGAUUCCUUCUCUAGUGGAUAUAAAGAACGUACCGCCUGGCGAUGGCAAGCCUAAGCCCAUCAAUGAACAAAUGUUUAAGCUGUCUUCCCUGGAUGUCACCCACGCUGCCCUGGUGAAUGAAUUCUGGCAUUAUGGUGGCAAUGAUAGGAGCCGAAAAUUCAUCGAGCGCUGUAUCCAGAACUUCCCCAGCUACUGUCUUCUGGGGCCAAAGGGGACCCCUGUGUCCUGGGACCUAAUGGACCAGACAGGAGAGCUGCGAAUGGCAGGCACCGUGCCUGAGUACCGGUCUCAGGGCCUCAUCUCUUAUGUCAUCUAUACCCAGACCCAGGCUCUGAAGAAACUUGGCUUCCCUCUGUACUCCCAUGUGGACAAAAAUAACAAAAUUAUGCAGAGAAUGAGUUACAACCUGCAAAAUAUUCUCAUGCCUUGUUCCUGGAACCAAUGGCACUGCGUGCCUCUGUGAAGUGUCAGAUGUGCUUGGGGAUAUGGCUGGAACAGUGGGUGGGUGGGCAGAGAGAAUGAAUGACUAGUCAUCACAAUCAUCAGUAAAGGAGUGGGCUCUGAGGGAGUGGUCACCACUGUGAUCUCUGCAUUGAUGGGCUUCUUCCCUUGGAUAUUUUGCUUUGGAGCAGUCCCAACUACACCAUAACAUUUAGUUCCUCACACUUCCAGGGAAUGUCCAUGACACUUUCAUCAGCUACAUGUUGCCCCAAAUGGCAUCUCUUGGAACUCCUACUGCAUGAAUCAGUAGAGCCUUGCCAGAUUUUCCUGGAAGGGGUAAUAUUUCCUGAGCAUUAUGACUUUUCCUUUCUCUUUCUCUUAAUAAUCAGCAAGUAUACUCUGCUCAUUAGGUGUAGAAAUUAUCCUCUCCUCUGAUUGCUGUUUUAUUGGUACAUUAAACAAUUACACACAAAUAUAUACAUGAAACAUUAGGUUAAACAUAACACAAUGAUAUCACAGGGAGAGUUACUAAGAAAAGGAUUAACUAUAUUAACCUGUGCUCUCCUCGCUCCACACCAGGGGAAAUGAUUCAAUAUUGUUUCUAAAAGCAGAGCUUCUUAAAUCCAUCCAACCCCCCCCCCACCAACAAUAAAGAGGUUGCGUGUUUGAUUGUAAAA